AUGAUGAACCAUGAUGACGAUGAUGUAUCAUCAUGGCUUACACUCUCACUACCAUGUUCAUCAUCCCUUGGACCUUUUAACACUACGUACCAUGGUGUUCCUCAUGCUGCUGCACUUUCAUACAAAGAACAAGAUAUGGUGAAUUCAUCAUCUUGUCUUACACUUUCUCUAUCACCACCUCAACCUCAACAGUUAGAAUACGCUCCAUUAACACCUUCACUUUCUCCUCCUAAUGCUAUCACUGGUAGCAAUAGCGUGGUGCUGGAAAGUCCUCAAACUAUUCAACCACCGUUCCCAUGGGCAACUUUAAAGCCCGCCACCGUUCACACUAUUAACCACUUGUUGUAUGAUUUGAAUAUUAACACUAUUUCAGGUACUCUUGAAUGCAAAUUCUGUAAGUUUCAACAAACUGACGUUCGUUUUGAUUUGCUUGAAAAGUUUGAGAAAGUGGCAAAUUUCAUCGAGGAGAAAAAGUCUGAGAUGUUUGAACGUGCACCGGAUGCAUGGAUGAAACCUGUGUUGCCAAACUGCAGGAAUUGUGGUCCUAAAAGCAAAAUGAGGCCAUUGAUUGGAAAGAAUGAAGAGAUCAAUUGGCUGUUUUUGUUUUUGGGUGAGAUGAUAGGUUGUUGCAAUCUUGUGCAUUUGAAGUAUUUUUGCCAACAUGCUAAUAUUCACAGAUCAGGUGCCAAAGAUAGAUUGCUAUAUCAAACAUAUUUGAGUUUAUACAAACAACUCCAACCACACUGA
This is a messenger RNA of Lathyrus sativus (Indian pea), 747 nucleotides long. The record is from the annotation of a GenBank genome assembly. Lineage: Eukaryota; Viridiplantae; Streptophyta; Magnoliopsida; Fabales; Fabaceae.